AUGGACCUGGGUGGCGGGGUGGGGGUGGUGAUGGCGGCGGUGGACGGGGGUGGCGGCGGGGAGCUCGGUGGGGGAGGGUUGCUCGGAUCUAGGCUGAUGAAGCACGGGAGGGGCAAUGCGGGGGACCAGGAGCACGAAUGGAGGCCGCCGGCGAAGCAGGCGAGGGGCGGGGACGCGUCCUCCGCCGCGGCCGCCGUGGCGGCCGCGGCGGCGGUGUCCGAGGCGGUCAAGGUGGCGGCGCCGUUCCUGCUCGGGGCGUCAUGUAGCCCCGGCCAUGGCGGGGAGCAGAUGCUCAGCUUCUCGUCCUCCGCCUCGUCGUGCUCCUCCGGCGGCGGUGGCGCCGCCGUGGCCGCUGCGGCGGCGGCUGGCGGGGCGAUGCCGCUGUACUAUGGCACGCCUGCUUCUUGCUCAGGAUUGAGCUCAGUGAGCUUGAGCAGCAGCAUGCAGGGUGCAAUGGCCAGGGUGAGGGGUCCCUUCACGCCGUCUCAGUGGAUCGAGCUGGAGCACCAGGCGCUGAUAUACAAGUACUUGGCUGCGAAUAGCCCUGUACCACACAGCCUCCUCAUCCCCAUCAGGAGGAGCCUCACAUCGCCCUACUCACCUGCCUACUUUGGCUCAAGCACAUUGGGAUGGGGAUCUUUCCAGCUGGGCUACUCCGGCAGCGCGGAUCCGGAGCCCGGCCGGUGCCGCCGGACGGACGGCAAGAAAUGGCGGUGCUCGAGGGAUGCGGUCGCCGACCAGAAGUACUGUGAGCGACACAUGAACCGGGGACGCCACCGUUCAAGAAAGCAUGUGGAAGGCCAGCCUGGCCAUGCCGCGAAAGCGAUGCCCGCGGCGGUGGCAGCAGCCGCUGCCUCUGCUACCCAGCCUAGUGCUCCGGCCGCCCACAGUGGCGGAGCUGUUGCUGGCCUCGCUAUCAACCAUCAGCACCAGCAAAUGAAGAACUACGCUGCCAACACUGCCAAUCCUUGCUCUCUGCAAUAUAGCAGGGAUCUGGCAAACAAGCAUAAUGAGAGUGAACAAGUGCAAGACUCAGACAGUCUCUCGAUGCUGACUUCCAUUAGCACGAGAAAUACGGGCAGCCUGUUUCCGUUCUCAAAACAACAUAAUCCUUUUGAAGUGUCCAACUCAAGGCCAGAUUUUGGCCUAGUAUCACCUGAUUCACUGAUGAGUUCUCCUCAUAGCUCCUUGGAGAACGUCAAUUUGCUCACUUCGCAGAGUCUGAAUGAACAACAGAGUUCAGUUUCCCUUCAACACUUUGUGGACUGGCCAAGGACACCUGCACAAGGAGCUCUCGCAUGGCCUGAUGCUGAAGACAUGCAAGCUCAGAGAAGCCAGCUCUCAAUAUCUGCUCCAAUGGCGUCUUCUGACCUGUCAUCAGCCUCAACAUCUCCCAUCCAUGAGAAGCUGAUGUUGUCACCACUUAAACUGAGCCGUGAAUAUAGUCCUAUUGGUCUCGGUUUUGCAGCAAAUAGAGAUGAGGUUAACCAGGGAGAAGCAAACUGGAUGCCUAUGUUCCGUGAUUCUUUGAUGGGCGGACCAUUGGGAGAGGUUUUAACCAAGAAUAACAACAUGGAAGCAAGGAAUUGCCUAUCGGAGUCUCUGAAUCUUUUAAAUGAUGGCUGGGAUUCAAGCUCAGGGUUUGAUUCAUCCCCAGUUGGUGUUCUGCAGAAGACCACCUUUGGAUCAGUAUCCAGUAGCACCGGAAGCAGUCCUAGACUGGAGAAUCAUAGUGUUUAUGAUGGCAACAGUAACCUGCGGGAUGAUCUCGGUUCAGUUGUUGUAAAUCAUCCGAGCAUCCGCCUGGUGUGAGCUUCUUGAUCAACAAAAAAUGCAACAAGAUGACAGGCAUGAGGAAACGAUUCAAUCAGUCUUCACCUUGUUACAUAUCGUUAUGACGUCUUCAAGUGUGAGCAUUUACCUCGGUGCUUUGUCAUUCAGACUAAUCUUGUGUUUUUGGUAUUUCUGCUCUGUUAUUUUUCCUUUGCUUUGUAACCUUCACCUUGGAUCUUGACGUGAUAUGACGUGUGGUAUGGAUGGAUUUGGUACUCCAUUGUGGCAUAUCAUCUUAAAAUAUCCCAUGCUGUGACGUCAUAAUCGCGGAUGAAUGUAAUCCGAUCCUUGUCUUGCUUUCUGGUAGUAUUCAAUGGAUUGUUUGUGAGCUGAUAUAAGUA
Oryza sativa Japonica Group (Japanese rice) is the source of this 2174-nucleotide messenger RNA. The record is from RefSeq and is a predicted model, not a curated record. NCBI's taxonomy places the organism in Eukaryota, Viridiplantae, Streptophyta, Magnoliopsida, Poales, Poaceae.